Clupea harengus (Atlantic herring) is the source of this 3869-nucleotide messenger RNA. RefSeq names its product tnf receptor-associated factor 4a (gene traf4a). NCBI's taxonomy places the organism in Eukaryota, Metazoa, Chordata, Actinopteri, Clupeiformes, Clupeidae. The record is from RefSeq and is a predicted model, not a curated record. Gene Ontology annotation, biological process: regulation of apoptotic process; regulation of canonical NF-kappaB signal transduction; activation of NF-kappaB-inducing kinase activity. Gene Ontology annotation, cellular component: plasma membrane signaling receptor complex. Gene Ontology annotation, molecular function: ubiquitin protein ligase binding; zinc ion binding; tumor necrosis factor receptor binding.
GCACUGGUUGGCAUUGUCUACAUAGACUGUCAGUGUUACCUCAGUUGGUCGUCAGAGAGGACUGAUCCGCAGCAACGCUUCGUUUGGCAUAUAUUUUUUUUUACUAAAUAGCCCAACAGCAUACUUGUCAGUCGUGUUCACUGCCACAUUCGUGUACGAUUAUACGAUAUCUUAACGAUUGGCCUUUCUUCUUAACCCUUUCAUGCAUAGAGCAAUCAAACCGGGGACGUGAGAGAGAGACGUGAAGGCAGUGCAUUCGUCCAGGAAUCGAUAGACAAUCUAUUUUCCCCCGACGGAUGGACUUGAAUAGGAGACAGAGACUGAGACGGACUCUGGCAGCGUAAACCGUGGACAUUUUCUUACGGCUCCCCGGUGAAACGGUGGGGUGUCGGAGGCAAGAAGAACAGGCUUGAAAAUAUACAUAUCCUCCUGCUUACUGAGCAGCAACAAUGCCGGGGUUUGAUUACAAGUUUCUGGAGAAACCCAAGAGACGGUUCCAGUGUCCACUAUGUAGCAAGGCGAUGCGAGAACCCGUUCAGGUUUCUACGUGCGGACACAGAUUUUGUGACACCUGUCUUCAAGAAUUCUUAAGUGAGGGUGUCUUCAAGUGCCCCGAGGACCAACUACCCCUUGACUAUGCCAAGAUCUAUCCCGACCCUGAGCUGGAGCAGCAGAUCCUGCUUCUGCCCAUCCGCUGCAUCCACAGUGAGGAAGGCUGCCGCUGGAGUGGGCCCAUGAAACAGCUGCAGGCCCACUUCUCCACCUGCGCCUUUAACGUGAUCCCCUGCCCAAAUCGCUGCGCCAUCAAGCUGACGCGCCGCGACCUGCCUGAGCACCUGCAGCACGACUGCCCCAAGCGGAAGGUCAAGUGCGAGUUCUGUGGCAGCGAGUUCACUGGCGAGGCCUAUGAGAACCACACGGGCAUCUGUCCCCAGGAGAGUGUGUACUGUGAGAAUAAGUGUGGCGCCCGUAUGAUGCGCAGGCUGCUACCCCAGCACAGCAUGGCCGAGUGCCCCAAACGCACGCAGCCCUGCAAGUACUGCGGAAAGGAGUUUGUCUUCGACACCAUCCAGAACCACCAGUAUCACUGCCCCCGCUUCCCAGUGCAGUGCCCCAACCAGUGUGGCACGCCCAACAUCGCCCGUGAGGACCUAGCCAACCACGUGAAGGAGAGCUGCGGCAGCGCCCUGGUCCUCUGCCCCUUCAAGGACGCCGGCUGCAAGCACCGGUGUCCCAAGAUGGCGAUCAGCCGUCACCUGGAGGAGACCACCAAGUCGCACCUGACCAUGAUGUGCAACCUUGUGGUGCGCCAGCGCCAGGAGCUGCUGGAGCUGCGGCGGGAGGUGGAGGAGCUCUCCAUCAGCCAUGACGGCGUGCUCAUCUGGAAGCUGGCCGACUACUCACGCAAGCUCCAGGAGGCCAAGCUGCGCAACAACCACGAGUUCUUCAGCCCGGCCUUCUACACACACCGCUACGGCUACAAGCUGCAGGUGUCGGCCUUCCUCAACGGCAACGGCAGCGGCGAGGGCACCCACCUGUCCAUCUACAUCCGCGUGCUCCCCGGCGAGUACGAUAACCUGCUGGAGUGGCCCUUCUCCUACAAGGUCACCUUCUCCAUCAUGGACCAGAGUGACCCAUCGCUCUCCAAGCCGCAGCACAUCACUGAGACCUUCAACCCAGACCCCAACUGGAAGAACUUCCAGAAGCCCAGCGGGGCCACUGGGGGUGGAGGGGGCGGCAGUCGCGACUCCAUGGAUGAAAGCAUGCUGGGAUUCGGCUACCCCAAGUUUAUCUCGCACGAGGAGAUAAAGAAGCGCAACUACGUCCGCGACAAUGCCAUCUUCCUCAAAGCCUCCAUAGAGAUCCCGCAGAAGAUCAUGACCUGAGCUGUACUUGUUAGGGGGCCACAAAGAAGAACCAGACAAUUUGUCAAGUGAAGUCACAAAAGAGUCAUAUGGACAAGACUGUUUGUUUUAUUUUCUUUCUGUUAUUUCCAGUGGUGAAGUCUGGACUAGAUGUGCUAAAAUGCAUAUACUGUUUUAUAGACAGAGCACUACCUUCCCCACUCAGAAGCACUCCUGAAGGACUCGGAGGUCAUCUGUGUUGGUUGCGACCAGUUGGAGAAGCUAGUGAUUUUUCAAAAAAUGUAGGAGAUUCGAAGUGGUUGGUCCGCAGAACCAUCACUCUGAAACAUUUUGUUUUAAAAUCGUUAUCCUAAUUUGGAUUUCUUUUUGACACUUUUUUUUUUUCUUUUCAAUCUGCAUCAAAGCCUUGGGAAAAAAAUCAAUAGUGCCUAGAGAGAGUUUUUAUGUUGUUUUUAUUGUCUCUGUGAUGCAGAUAUGAAAAAAAGAACAAAUAAACAAACACGAGGCGAAGUGUGGCAAGGAGACCAGGAAGGUCUUUGCACUUAAGCGGAAUGUUUGUUAACGCAUCUUGUCGAAGCUUUGUGGUUUGACUGAGACGGUCCUAAAGCUUGUGAAGAAAAAGGCUCGAAGAUGUUAGGAAUUCAACAGGGACACUCAAAACACACUUGCCUUUUUUAUUUACACACUCCUCUCUCACCCUCGUGCUCAGUGCCGCAGUUCACGACCUUGUGUUUUCUUUUUCCCCUGUUCGAACAUUUUAAGUGAACUAACAGCAACUGUGAAGUAAAUAACUUUCUUUGUCUAUCCAUGUCCCAUCACUCUAGCAAGAUGACGGAAAGUUCUAGAAAGCCAAACUAAUGCCACUCUGUUGUCUUUGUCUAAUGACAGAUUGAACUCCACGUAGACUCGUAGGACCAUAUAUAAUUACUGUUCUUUCGCACCACAAUUGCAUUUUGAAAUCUGUAGCACUUGAUCAGAAUCUAGGCACACACUUGCUUAUCGUUUUGAUUAGACACGUCACCGGUUGACCCCAUGUUUGAGGCCGUUUGAAUUACAGCUGUUCAUGUGGGCCUUAAUUGAAGAGAAGAAAAGAAACCUCCGUUGGCCUAUACGGAGUUUCCUGGGCUUUGAUGGCCAAAGGUGCUAAUGUAGUCAUAGUCAUACAGUGUGGGGGGAGUCUGAACACACUCACACACACACACACACACACACACACACACACACACUCACUCUCAUCGCCCUGUGUAAAGUAGGACCUACACACGUGAGUGCAGAGAUAAAACAAAGCCAUUGCGGCAGAGUUUGUUUACAUAUUGGGAGAGAAUUCCAGAGGGUCACUCUUGGCCCAUGUUUGAUUAGCCAACCCAUGUUGUCCUUGACUGUCGACCAUAAACGUUUCAUAUAGUAACGUGUACUUGGAACUCUUGAAACCCCCUUCUGACAGUGGAAGGCAGUGAAUGGUGGUGUUGCUGAGGGCUUUUUUUGUCUCUUUCUUUGUCUUUGGAGUGGACAACCUGUCAACCAAUGGAACCAAAUUUGUUUUUUUUUCUACAUGUAAAACUGUGAGCAGUGAAUUUGAGCUUUAUUUCAGGCUCAAUGUGUUUGUUUGUUCUGUUUUCUUUUGUUUGUUUAUGUGUUUGUUUGUUUGUUUGUUUGUUUGUUUUCAUCUGGCUGGUCUUUGCUGGUAUGUUGAAAAGGUGGCCCUCCACUCCAUGGACUGGUGGGACUUACGCAGUGAGGUGCUGGUAACCAUGGUCACCACUAAAGCAGAGGACUUUAAAGGAUUCUAGAAAAGGAGUGGGGGGAGGGAGCCUGACGAAAGAUAGCUGUCUGUGUCGCCCAAUCAGAUUACAGAUGGACUGGUGGCAGAGUUUUGUUAAUAGAUAUUAUAAAUAAUUAUAUAAUAUAUGUGAAUACUAACAGUUUGGGGGCAGGGGGAGGGGUGGUGUUUAAGAGGAGAGACAAGGCAGAAGCACAUGAGGUGUUUUUUUUUUUUUUUUACUU